AUGUCGAUGGGUCGUCCUCGCGAUGGCAUCCCUCCCGUGCCACUACACAUGAAGAUUGCCGAAAAUCAAAACACUACUCCAGCACCAUUGACGUAGGUAAGAUCCUGCUUUCUUGACGGUGCCUGAUUGCUAAUGGAUUUGCUCUUAUCGCUCGCUCGUGUUCAUCGUCGCUGCCUCUCUUUCGAACGAUCGUGCAACAGUGGUGUGUUGAUCAAGAUGGGCCUCUUUACCUUGGCCAUGGUCAUCCUCCCCAUUGGAUCGUACUACGUCUCGAGGGAUUACUACUUUGGCAGUACGGUAUCCUCCCAGGUUAUCCAAUCGACCAACGGGCGCACUGACUCGCUGGAUCUUUCGUCCUACUUUCUCUCUCGAUUCAGCCAACCUCGCCGGCGCAGGAAUGACGGCAGCAACGGUAGCGAACUUGAUUCUCGGUGCGUUCGUCGUCAUGGCCAUCAGGGAAGACGGUGGAGAACCUCAAGCACCUACGACGCCGUUGGAGGUAGAGACCGAAUCUGCACCAGGGAGCGGGAGUGCGACGACGACGGGUUUGAGUGAAGGGAUAUCCAAGGAGGGGAAAGCUUUGAGGGAGAGGAAGAAGUAG
This is a messenger RNA of Microbotryum saponariae, 601 nucleotides long. The record is from the annotation of a GenBank genome assembly. Lineage: Eukaryota; Fungi; Basidiomycota; Microbotryomycetes; Microbotryales; Microbotryaceae.